This is a messenger RNA of Populus trichocarpa (black cottonwood), 1968 nucleotides long. Its product is annotated as receptor-like protein 9DC3. NCBI's taxonomy places the organism in Eukaryota, Viridiplantae, Streptophyta, Magnoliopsida, Malpighiales, Salicaceae. The coding region runs from base 601 to 1698 and encodes 365 amino acids. Gene Ontology annotation, molecular function: protein binding. The record is from RefSeq and is a predicted model, not a curated record. The transcript is spliced from 2 exons.
CUAACCCUGCUGGGUAAUCUCACACAGCUCACCCUUUUAGACCUCUCAAGUAACAAUUUUACAGGUGAGAUCCCAUCAUCACUUGGAUACCUUCUACAGCUUCGUUCCUUGUAUCUCUAUUCCAAUAAAUUUAGGGGUCAAGUUCCAGAUUUUUUGGGUAGCCUAGUUAAUCUUUCAAAUUUAGAUUUAUCCAAUAAUCAACUAGUAGGCCCUUUCCAUUCUCAAUUAAAUACUCUUUCAAAUCUAAAAUAUCUAUUUUUAUCUGAUAAUUUGUUCAAUGGAACAAUACCAUCCUUUUUGUUUGCUCUUCCUUCUUUAUAUUAUCUUGACCUUCAUAACAAUAAUCUCAUAGGUAAUAUAAGUGAACUCCAACACAAUUCAUUGAGAUUCCUUGAUUUGAGCAAUAACCACUUGCAUGGUACAAUCCCAAGUUCGAUUUUCAAACAAGAGAACUUGACCGUAAUUAUUCUUGCGUCCAAUAGUAAAUUGACAGGUGAGAUUUCUACUUCUAUUUGCAAGCUGAAAUCCCUUCUGGUCCUGGACUUGUCCAACAACAGCUUGAGUGGUUCUAUACCAUUAUGUUUGGGGAACUUCAACAACAUGCUCUCAGUAUUGCAUCUAGGCAUGAACAAUCUUCAAGGCACUAUCCCUUCAACAUUUUCAAAGGAUAAUAGCUUGGAAUAUCUCAACCUCAGUGGAAAUGAAUUAGAAGGGAAAAUAUCACCGUCUAUCAUCAACUGCACAAAGUUGGAAGUUCUUGAUCUUGGCAACAAUAAGAUUGAGGAUGCAUUUCCCAACUUUCUAGAAACGCUUCCAAAGCUCCAAAUUCUAAUUCUAAAAUCCAAUAAACUCCAAGGUUUUGUGAAGGGUCCGAAUGCAUAUAAUUCCUUCUCUAAAUUACAAAUUUUUGACGUCUCGUACAACAAUUUUAGUGGGCCAUUGCCAACAAGGUAUUUCAAUAAUCUUGAAGCAAUGAUGGUCUCGGAUCAAAGCAUGAUUUACCUUAAUGCAACAAAUUACACUAGCUAUGUCUAUUCCAUAAAAAUGACAUGGAAAGGUGUAGAAUUUGAGUUUUCAAAAAUCCAAAGUACCAUCAGAGUACUAGAUUUGUCAAGUAAUAAUUUUACCGGAGAGAUUCCAAAGAUGAUCGGAAAGCUUAUAGCACUUCAACAACUCAACCUCUCUCAUAAUUCCCUUACAGGUCAUAUCCAAUCAUCAUUAGGAAUUUUGAUCAAUUUGGAAUCAUUAGAUCUAUCUUCAAAUUUGCUUACCGGAAGGAUCCCAACGCAGCUGGGGGGUCUAACAUUUCUUGCAAUCCUAAACCUUUCACAUAACCAACUCGAGGGGCCCAUACCAAGUGGAGAGCAGUUCAACACCUUUGAUGCAAGCUCAUUUGAAGGAAACUUGGGUUUAUGUGGAUCUCAAGUACUAAAAAAAUGUUACGGUGAUGAGGCACGAUCAUUACCGCCAUCAAGCUUUGAUGAAGGAGAUGAUUCAACAUUGUUUGGAGAAGGAUUUGGAUGGAAAGCUGUGACAGUGGGGUAUGGAUGCGGGUUUGUGUUUGGAGUAGCAACGGGAUACGUUGUGUUUAGAACAAAAAAGCCUUCAUGGUUUCUUAGGAUGGUUGAAGAUAAAUGGAAUCUCCAGAGCAAAAAAACAAAGAAGAAUGCUGGCAGAUAUGGUGCUAGAAGAAACUAAAUAAUGCAAUUGAUAUUUUCAAUACAAACAAGAUAUCAUGUUGAUUUGACACGGAAACAACACUAGGGUGGCAGAUUCAUAGUACUGGAUUCCCUUUACUUUCUUUUUUUUUCAUCAAGGUUAAUUGGGUGUUACUUCAUAGUAUGCAAGCAAUAGUUUGUGUAAACUAUAAAAUCAUUUAUGUUUUAGGUCCUUUUUUAUGUGUUCAUUUCCUUUCUUGGAGUAUUUUAAAUUUUAUAAGAAUUAAAGCAAUUCUGUUCUCACAACAGC